GACUUAAGAUGGCGCGCGGCGUGGAGGAGGCGGCGCCACAGCGGCGGGAGCGCGGCCGCCGCUGCUGCUGUGACUGCCGCUGCGACUGCCGCUGCUGAAGCUCCGGUUGCUGUGGCUCUCGUUGCCGUUGACGUAGUUGGUAGUCGCCGCGUCGCUAUCGGGGCUCUCUCAGUGUCAGCGGUUGUUGAACAUCGGUGGCGACGUCACGAGUACGUGGGGCGCAGGGAGCUCAGAGAGGCCGCGCGGCGUCACCGCCAGCAGCAGCAGGAGGACGACGAGGAGGAGGAACUCGCGGCGGCAUGGAGGAGGAGAGCGGGGGCGGCGAGCGCGGCCCGCAGGGACACAGCGCAGCCAUCACCACCACCGUCACCACCACUGUGACCUCCACCAGCACCGCCACCACCAUCAUCGCCGCGGCCUCGCGUGGCCGCGCCUGCAGCCCCAGGGAACCCAGCGCGGCCGCGGUGGCCUCGUCGGGCUGGAACCGAGUGCGGCGGCGCUUCCCGCGUAGCGCCACGGCGAGCGGGGCCGCCCUGCAGCAGCAGCAGAGUCACCACCACCAGCAGCAGCAGCCCCAGCAUGCGGCACCGCACUGCAGGCCGCGGGCGGCGCGCCUGGAGGCCCGGGAGCGCGAGUGGCUACGCGGGGACCGGGCCCGCGGCUGCGUGCGGCUCCACGGGCCCGACGGCGCGAGCUGCGGCCGCGCGUUGCUCUGCACCGAGGCCACGGAGGCGCGGGAGCUGCUCCGCAUGCAUGAGCAGCAGCAGAUGCAGGCCAAGCACAAGCUGAACCAGCGCCCGCAGGUGAAGCCGCCGCAGCAGCAGCAGCAGCAGCAUGUGCAACAACAUAUGAAGCAGCAGCAGUUGAAGCAGCAGCAGAAUCAGGUGCAGCAGAUGCUGAAGCGACAGACUCAGAGACGCCAGCAGCAGCAGCAGCAGCACCAACAACACGAGUCCGUGAGCCCCGUGCACGGGAGGCGCUCGGACGAGGACAACGACGAAGGCGAAGAGCAAGAAGAGGGAGAGGAGGAGGAGGACGAAGAGGAAGUGGAGGACGAGGAGGGCCAGGAGGAGGCCGCGGCGACGCGGCGGCAGAAGCCGGCGCUCUACAUGCGGCUCGUGGGCCACGAGGUGGUCCGCAGGCUGGGGCCCGCCGAGCGGCCCCUGCGCCUGCAGAGAGACUUCCUGGAGGCGCUGGGCUACGCGGAGCCGUGGCGCGUCCAGGAGGAGGGCGCCGCGGCGGAGCUCGCAAGCCUCUUCAGGCUACACCUGGGCAAGCCGGAGGUGCUGGAGCACGAGGCGCGCGUGGCACUGUCCGGCAUGUUCAGCGUGAGGAAGGGACGUACGCAGCUGCACAAGUGGUCGGAGCGGCGGGUGGUGCUGUGCGGGACCUGCCUACUCGUCUCCUCGCUGCGCGAGAGCCUGCAGGGAAAGCUGCACGUUAUUCCGCUCAUCGGCGGCAAGGUUGAGGAAGUGCGCAAGCGCCAGCACUGCCUAGCCUUCAGCUCUGCAGGACCCCAGACCCAGACCUACUACGUCUCCUUCAACUCGUUUGCGGAGUACCUGCGCUGGCUGCGCCAGGCCUCCAAGAUUGUGUCCCAGAGGAUCGGUUCGGUGGACCUGUCAUGCUGCAACCUGGAGGAGCUUCCUGAGCCGCUGUUCCACAGCCAGGAUGUAACGCACCUCAACCUGCGCCACAAUCUCCUGGGGCCCGGCAUCGGCGACACGCUCAGGUUUUCUCAGCUGCGGAGCCUCAACUUGUCUCACAACAGCCUGGGAGUGUUCCCAGAGAUGCUGUGCCACAUCCCCACGCUCACCGAGCUCAACCUCUCCUGCAAUGGUUUGCCAAACCUCCCCGCAGCCAUUGGCAACAUGAACAGUCUGCAGAGCUUGGUGCUGGAUUGCAAUGCGCUCUCAACUCUCCCUGAAGAGCUGAGGAAUCUCCAGAGCCUCGUCUACCUGGGCCUUUCCUUCAACUUCUUUGAGAGAAUGCCACCCAUCUGCCAGGGUUUGCUGGCCCUCGAGAGGGUCUGCUUGGCAGGCAACCGCAUGGACAUCUUCGAGAUGGGGUCCUUGUCUGACCUCAGACAUGUAAAGCUCGUUGAUCUCAGGCUGAACACCCUGAGGCGGCUGGUGGCGGGGGACCCCGCAGUGCUGGGUCACGUGACCCACCUGGAUGUGCGCGACUGCGAGCUGAGGGGCGAGCUGGACGCGACGUCGCUCGCCUGCCUGGAGACGCUGCGUUGUGACCGCAACGAACUGACGGCGCUGCGGGCCGCGGGCCACGCGCUCAAGACGCUCGGCGCCGCGCACAACCUGCUCUCCACAGUCAGCAUACACCCUGCGCCUGUACAGCUCACGUACGCUGACAUAUCGAGGAAUAAGUUGGAGAGCGUUCCCGAAUGGAUUCCUGAUGCAACCAGCCUGGAAAUUCUCAAUAUCAGCCACAAUGAAAUCAGCGAAUUACCGAUCAGGCUGAUGUGUGCCGAGGGCUUGAAGAGACUCCUUGCUGGCCACAACCAACUGCGUCGGCUGCCUGAGCGGCUGGAGAGAGUGCACACGGAGACACUGGACGUGCAGCACAACCUGCUCACGGAGCUGCCCACGGCGCUCUUCCUCAAGGCGCCCAGCCUACGCUCUCUGAACGCGUCGGCCAACCGCCUGGAGUCGCUGCCGCCGUCAGUGCUAGGCGAGGGGGAGAGCGUGAGCACGCUGCAGGAGCUCUACCUUGCCAACAACCAGCUGGUGGACAAGUGUGUCCCUCAUCUGACCGGGCACCAGCACUUGCGUGUCCUACACCUGACCUACAACCUGCUCACCACAUUCCCUGCAAGUAAACUGGCCAAGCUGACGGAGCUGGAGGAGCUGAACCUGAGCGGGAACCGCCUGCGCACAGUGCCCACCACCAUCCUGGGCUGCAAGAGGCUGCACACGCUCUGUGCUCACUCCAACGCUAUCAAUGUCUUCCCGGAGGUCUUUCAGCUGCCCGAAAUAAAGCUCGUGGAUCUCAGCUGCAACGAGCUGACAGAGGUGCCGCUGCCCGAGAGCCUGCCCCCCAAGCUGCAGGAGCUCGACCUCAUGGGCAACCCUCGGCUGGCGCUCGACCUCGCCGCGCUCGACAUGCUCAGCCACAUCACCUGCCUGAAGAUUGAUCCCCGUCCGACCUUGCCGCCCGGAGAUGCGGCAGAGUCACCAAUUUGGAGCCACGGCUGCGCCGAGACUUUAGGGCAAAGGAAAAAGCUGUGCGUGUCGUCACUGGCGUCGGGCGCUUUCGGCGAGGACGCUCGAGAGGCCCUCUACGGGGUCUUCGACGGCGAGCGCAACGUGGAGGUGCCACGGCUGCUGCAGUGCACCAUGGGGGACGUGCUGAGCGAGGAGAUGCAGCGAGCUCCCGCCUCGUCCAGCGAGGACCACAUGCUCUACACCUUCCUGGGGACUCACAAGAAGCUUGGCACGGCGGGGCAGAAGCUGGGCGCCUCGGCGGUGCUGUGCCACCUCCGCAGGGAUCUCCCUGAAGCCGGCAAUGGAGGCGGCGGGCGUCUCACGCUAACGGCCGGCAACGUUGGGAGCUGCCGCGUGCUGCUGUGCCGCGCCGGCUGCACCGUGUCCCUGACUCCCGACUUCACACUCACCGAGUGCCGGGAGGAGCGCGAAAGGCUACGUGGCAUCAACGCCAUCAUUACGGAGGACAACAAGGUGGGUGGGGUGACGAACGUGACGCGGCUGCUGGGCUGCUCCUUCCUCUACCCGUCGGUGCUGCCCCGGCCCCACACGCGUGCCCUGCGCCUCACGCCUGACGACGAGCUCCUGCUCCUGUGCAGCCGCUCCCUCGCCGCCUUUCUCCCGCCCACCGAGGCUGUGGAGGCGAUCCGGGACGUCGCCGACCCGCUGGCCGCCGCCAAGAAGCUCACUACGCUCGCCCAGGGCUAUGGCUGCCACGACAACCUGGGAGUGGUGGUGGUGAGGCUCAGCGUCGCCUUGGAGGAUGCAGGCUGCUGCACCUGUGAUGCUGUCUCUGCUGAAACGGCCGUGAACAAUGGCAGCGGAGGGAGCAGCAGUGGAGCGUUCUCGGAACUGAGCAGCGAGGUGAGCAGCGAAGUCGCGGGGUCAGAGGUCAGCAGCGAGGUUGGCUCCACCGCUUCUGACGAGCAGCCGCCGUCUCUGGGCCUUGUGGAGGUGGGAGGCUCGGUGCCAUCUCUGCAGCUCUCCGAGCGUCGAUGCAGCCUCCACCCGAGCGCCUCUGCGCGCACCUUCCAGCGGCAGAUGUCGGCCGCCACCUUCUCAAGCGCGUACUCCGAUCCGGGCCUGGACAGCAGCGACGACGAGGACGCGGGGUGCGGCAGCGGCGGCGGCAGUGGAGUCGGCGCCACCAACGGUCACGGCGCCAACGGCGGCGGGGGUAGCGACGCCAACCCUCUGUACUGUCUGCAGAUGGGCGGCGGGGGACAGCGGCUGGAGGUGGAGGCCGACGUGCACCCGCUGUGCGCCUUAGCCGGGCCCUCGUCGCGAUCGCUCAAGACCCUGUCGGUGACGUCCUCCGAGACGAGCGACGAGGGGAUCGUCAUCUCGCUCCGCGCUGACGCCUCCGUGGCGUGCUCCGAGAAGCCGCCCGGCGCCCACGAGCCCAGGUCGAGCAGUGCGGCGGCAACGGCCUCCGAGAAGCGCGACGGCGAGGCGGGCGAAUCGGAGGGGUGCGAUCGGUCACGCGAGAGCAAGCUGGCGCCCUCCUGGUGCGACAGAGGUAGCGGCGGCAGGAAGGUCACGAACGGGAGCAAUGCGCGCUGGCUGGCGGUCGCCGAAGGUCACAGCGAGGCAAACGGCGGCAGCGGCGGCAGCAGGAGCGGCGACGCCACCCUGGGAAUGGGGCGGUGCAGCAAGAAGAUCUUGAGGAGGAUCCAGAGUCACUCCGACCUUCUCAGCGGCCGCGACGUCCCCCUCGUGGCCGGGUUGGGCCGCGGUGGCCUGGCUGCGUCCUCCUCCGCGGCCGCGCGCUCAGGAUGCGUCUCGGCACCGCACUGCAAUGGCGGCGCGAGCACCCUGGGGCGCGGGCGCCGCAACGGCUCCGUGGUGACGCCCGAUUGCGGCCAGGGCCUCAUGGAGGUGAUCGUGGCGAGCGACGCGGCCCCCGCACGCCCCAAGCGCUCCGCCUACUUCGUGUCGGAGCCGGCACCAGGGCCGGACCCGGACGAUGAACUCAUCGUCCCGCCGGAGCUGGAGGAGGAAGUAAGGGAACAGAUCCGGCAAUACCAGCAGCAGCAGAAGCUGCAAGAUCAGCAGAAAGUUACCGAGCAACAGAAAGUUGAGCAGCAGCAGCAGAUGAAGCAGCCGCUGAAGCUACAGCAAGAGAGGCGAGAGGCGUUAAUUCAACAAGAUGUUUAUGACACUGCACUCUAACAAAACUGUUCCCUAAGUUUUAUUUUAAAAGUCAAAGAGUACCUGGAGCUUGUACAUUGUAGAUGCACCAACGCUGGAAUCAGUACUGGUUUGUUGAAUGUUUAUGAUGACCUAUGAUUGGGUCCAGUUGGAGCUCAUGAAGAUGGAACCCUGUUAGGUAUUUAAGGAACAUCUGAUGAAAGCAGUAGCAGAUAUAUGGAGCAAUAGUUGCAAUAACAAAAGUAAGUCGGAUCUCUACAUAGAAUGUGGAAAAAUUGCACUGAAAGUAAAAUCUCACCAACUUUAUUUAACAUUUACAGGACUUGCAUGUGAAAGGUUCCGGUCAUAAUCGACGACAUACCUUAGUGCCGACUCGCCUGCUUGGCUCCCGUCUGUGAUAAAAGCAUCGAAUUACUGUAUAAGAGAUGUGAACACGUGACGCCCACGUGACCGGAGACUGUUGGACUUUAUGCGCAGCUCAGUUCCAAUGGCCUGUAACCCCCCCCCCCCCGUCUCCUCUUCUCCCGUCCCGUGCUUAAGUCGCAAGUGUUCACAGCAGCCAUUCAAGUAGAAUUAAGCAAUGUUGAAUGCUCGAGAGUUUUAACAUUUAUUUACUCCGCUCCAUUGGCAGCUUGUGGCAUCCGAGACAUUGCACUUUACAUUCAUCCACGGCCAACUCAACCAAAGGGCUACGGAAAGGGGAGGGAGACCUUUGUACUGCGUCCUUUCCACGUCAUUACUGUACAGUAUAAGUUGGGAAAACAGCACAGUCCAAAUUACAUCACCACGUGACUGAAAUGAAGGGACAAUGACAGACUGUUUACUCAUAAGGCUUUAAAUAUCGCUGUUCCUCCUGCAUUUAAUAUGGCUACACCCAGUGUGUGUGUGCGUGAGGAGGUAUGACUGCUGCUUUGACUCUGUUGGAUUCUCUUUUGCCAGCGUGGCAAUGCUCUUCGGUGAAGCUGCAGGUGUAGAUGCUGCUGCCGCUGCUGCUGGUUGAAAAAUACCCCAAACUAUGCAUUUAGCAUCACUUGAGCAUCCAGUCAGAGGAGAUCCCUCGCCCGUCUCUCCUGAUGCUCAAGGUCACCACUGCCUUGAGUGCUCAGAUAUUUGUCGUUUCAAUUUGGAGUUUGGUUGAUUAUCCGUGACACAUGCACCAAUGGUAUCGAUGUGUAUUUUUUUAAUACUAUACUUUUUCAAGACGCCGUAGAUUAUUUUCGACACAAUUGACAGGUAGUUUGUGAGUAAAGCCUUGUAGAGAAGUCAUGAUUAUAGCUGAUAACUAACAGUACUGUGUAUUUUCAUACUGCCCCUUGUCUUUGGAAGUGUGUUUUUUUAACGCUUUUAUUCUCGCGUGUUGGCAGAUGUGUGUGGCCCCCCUCUGAGCUGCUGCUGCUGACACUCGUGGGCUCACACCGUCAUCUGGCCCAGUGACAUAUCUUUAUACGUUAGCACAAACUGAUAGUUUUGUUCAUCCUACACACACUGUUGUGUCGUUUUUUGCAGGUCAUGUUGGGGCAGCGGGGGUGGCGCAGUAGGUAACGCUUGCACCUCAUGGCAAGAAGGUCCUGGGUUUGAUUCCCGACUGGCGCCUUUCUGUGUGGAGAUUGUAUGUUCUUCCCCUGUUCAGCAUGGGUUUCCUCCGGGUUCUCCAGUUUCCUCCCAUAAGCUAAAAUCAAUCGAUGUAACCGGUGUUAACCAAAACAUCCCAAUGUUGAAAGAAUAGCCUGCAAAUUACUCAUUUGGGAUUACACACAGCAGCAUUGCCCUCUGCUGUAAAAAUUUGACAGCACCCUUCUGAAUGAGACUCUUGAGGCUCGGUGAGGAUUUGCUGGAUAAAUAAUGGUGACCUUACGAGGCUUUAGAAUAAUCAUAAUCCCAUUGGGGAAGAAGUAGAAAUAAUUAUUACCAGCCCUGUAACCUUAGCCCAAGAUUAAGGUGUUUGGUCCCAGUAUUUGGCUGUAUACUUUGGCAUGGUUUUGCCAAAACUACAAUGAUUAUAAGCAUUUGCCAUCAUGUGAAUCUGGCUGCACACGUUAUAUGUUCAAUUAACUUUUUUUUAACCAACUUGGACGCUGGCUUGGACUGCUCUUAUAUUAUGUUCUACUUGGUUGCAACUGAUGUCUUGCUUAUGCCAAAUCAGCCUUCUGUGCAGCACUAAAGCAUGCAGGCCAUAUUACAGAAAGAGCAUUUUUAUGGAUACCUCCAACUAACUUACUAACGUAUAAAAUAGUUUCAGCAAAAAGCUGUGCAUAUAAUCAAUGUUGUAGCCUACGGAAAGUCAGUGAGUAAAAUAACACGUAGGUGUCUUCUCAUUCGAUUUGGAUGAUGUGAUAUUUUAGUAAGUGAUUAAUCCAAGUACUUUUGAAUUCAUCACAGACACUUAUGAUCUUUCAUCCCUCAGCUGUGACAUCUUGUCAACUCGGAUUAGAUGUAUGCUGAUUAUCUGCAGGAAUUCCUUUCUGGUAUAAGCCGGGUUCUUCAACCAUAUCUCAGUUGUGCUGGUCGGCUACAUGCCAUCAUAUAACAUCUGCAUGUGUGACCACGACUGUUUUGUAUCCAGGUCUCACAUUUAUCUAAUUUAUCUAAAUUUCAUCCUCACUAAUCAUUAUCUCUUCUCUAAAACUCUCAUCACCGUCUCUUAUUUCUCUCAUCUUUCACAUGAACUCGUAUCUGUGGCUGCUGAGCCAUGGAUCAGCAGCCACUCCACAAGGGCCUUUGCGAGCCACUUGACACGCAGGCCGCGAGUUGAGCGCCGCUGUGUAAAGGAUAGAAGAGUUACACCGUAUUGAAAAAUAACAGAUACAGUAUUCUCUCGUUAUUCGCGAGGGGUACAUUCCGGGGAUGCUCGUGAAUAGCACAUUUCGCGGAUAACGAUAUUGGCCUACGAAAACCUACAUUUUAAAUGAAUGACCUUAAAUACAUAAAUAAGCAUAUUAAGCACAUGAACAUUCUCAUCACUUUCUCGCAUCACAUUCUCUCAUCACUUUAUCUCUCUUGAUGCAGUCGUGCAGAGUUCCAGAUGUGAUUCGCGGAUAGCCAAAACGGCGGAUAGCAAGUUCGUGAAUAACGAGGUGGUGAAUACCGUGCCCACAUUCGUGCGGUGGGCUGCCAAUACUGCAGGGCAUGGUCCAACGAAGUUGAGAACUUCUUACGAAAUAAUAACUGCUUUGAUGUUGUAUGGAAUUGAACGUGAAAGCUCUCAGUGUAGCCGAAAGCAACCAUCUAUUGUGUUAACCCAUCUGGCAAACAGAGCCUGCAAAUCAAACACAAAGGGAUUAUGAAAAAAACACGUCCAGAAUGAAAAACGCAGCAGCAGAAAAAUUGGUCUUCUCCCACAAAAGCUGACGAGUGUCAACUGAUGUUCCUCGGUGUUAAUCAUCAACAUCAUGAAUACUGUAAUGAGCUGCACACAUUUGAAUGAUUGCUAUAUAUUUGUGUGUGUAUACUGCAUUGUAGAGUUUAAGACGAAACCCAGAUCUAGUUUUUGGAGACGCUACUUUUAUGAUUCUGCAUUAAAAGAUAAUGCAGCUAUAUCACUGAAUUGAAACUAGUGGAAGUCGCUGGUUGUUCACCCUCGGACAUCCUGCAUGCAAGGUGUCCCCUAGAUGCACACAUGGGGAGAGGCUGAAGCGUCGUGCCCUCAACAGCGAGACGUUAGCUAACAGGGGUGUUUGUGCCGAGAAGCACGACUCGCGCUUUUAUUAGGCACUGCUGCGGCGCUUUGAUUGCCUUCAACAGAGCCGGAUAGCGGCUGCGCCUCAUCACCCAGCUCGCGAGUCGUCCCCAGGGGACCGGCACCAGCAGGGCGCGGGCUUCUAUCGAUUGGCUGUCAAGAGUGACUGCUUUUGAUAUAUACAGCACAUGGUUGUGUGGUUGGGGUUUUUGUCCUGCUUGUGGGGGCGCCGUAAAUUGGGAGCGUGGGGCCGUGCACGGCACGGAACCUCGCCGGGAGUGAUGUACGGGUGCUCCUCCUUUCUGCGUUAAUGAAUGCGCUCGUUGGUGGUCGUUUGAACACGUCCGCGGUGUAUCGGAGCUUCCGCCUUUUUCUGCUUUCGGACUACCUUUACAUUCCCGGUGAUGUCUAUGGAUUAACACUGAACACCCGCGGCUCGGAGAGCCCAAAGGUUCCCAUCGCUUCUGAAUGACCUUACCUCGCGCAAUUGAAAUUGACUAAAAAUGUGCCCCCCCCCCCGAAUUGUCACUCGUGCUGUCUCCUACUUAAGUCACACUUGAAAUAACUUUUUUCUGGUCUCCGAUAACAUUCAUGGUCAACCAUAGUGUUUAUUAUGUCGUCAAGUCGUGUACGUUUCUCUUAACAGUUCCAUGCCACGGGGAGUACAUGGGUUGCGACGGUCUCGCACUGGUCAUCCCGCCUGCCAGGCUUAUAGACGGUUGCAGUCGUUUUGUGCCACUAAUCGACUUUGAACUCUGAAGCCAGCACUGCAAUACAUAAUGGCCUUUAUUAAUCGAGAAUGUUGAAGCUGAAGGAACGUGAUCGAUGCGUUGUGCUCUGGAUUGGUCGUUGUCCUGCAAGCCACAAUUGUAGAGAAGCGCAUGAGCUUUGCUUACAUUUUUGGUUACAUUGAAAAUAUAAUAGUUUUCUCCCCCAAUGUUCUGUUCCGCUCCUGGAUAUGAUUCCCCAGAGUGAUAUAUUUCUGCUAUAGACAUCGGUUCUUUUGAUGGGUGGGGGGGGGAACAAAUAAAAACCCUGACAAUUAUUUUAUAACUCUUAGGAGUUGAUAAAUAAUGUUAUUCUCUGAGAGAAGCGAUUGUGAUAUGGGCGCAUGUGUUAUGUGUCGAGUGUGACCAGUGGUGACUGUCUGGACUUGUGGUGACUGUCUGGACUCGUGGUGACUGUCUGGACUCGUGGUGGCUGUCUGGUCAUGGCAAUGAAGAGCUGUUAACUCAAACCCAACUGAGCUGGACACAACCACGACUUUGACCCUUUGCACCCUUUGUGGUCUGCUAAUGCAUGCAGGUGUGUACAUACGCAAACCACGACAUUUUUCAUUGGCAGAGUUCGUACUCGAUGUACAUACGCAUGUGAAAGGGUAUAGCAUCAGGACUGCAUUGCAGAUGUUGCCGGUGGUCAUUACAAAGGCUGCAAUUGGACGUGUUUGUGUUCCGCUGACUUGGAGGCGACUUGACAGGCGUGAGUGACACAUGAGGUACGAGGGAACUGGCACUAUGCGCGGCUGCGCAGGGGGAAUGUUUGGAGUUUGGGGUAGAGCAUGGGACGCCAUGUUUCACUGAUGUAUACAACUGAUCACUCGCCAUGUGUAAAUACAUCUUUAUUUUCGUAAUUGUGUUUAACAUCCAUUAUUUCCUAUCGGUAUGAUUUAUGAUCUGGGAUAUUGAUUUUGUUAUGUACAUGACAGAGUAUAUAUAGUGAGAGAGAUCUGCACAGCUAUUGUUUAGUACUGUGUUACGAAUUUGUUCCUUGCAUUUGCAGAAACUCAACGUUAUUUUAAAAAAGAAAAUCAGCUUAACAUAGUUUCCAACAUAACGAAAGGGAAAAGAACUGCACAGUACAGCCGUGGGUGUUUAACAUUCCAUUUUUUGUGCAACAUUGAAUCAGGUUUAUGUACCUGUAUAGGGCAUAUUUAUCAGCCUAACACAUUUUGUUGUAUCUUUAGUGCAUAUCAUCAAAUAAAAAAAAUCAUCUAAUGAAAUGCAA
This is a messenger RNA of Petromyzon marinus (sea lamprey), 11052 nucleotides long. Its product is annotated as PH domain leucine-rich repeat-containing protein phosphatase 2-like. The record is from RefSeq and is a predicted model, not a curated record. Gene Ontology annotation, cellular component: cytoplasm. Gene Ontology annotation, molecular function: protein binding. NCBI's taxonomy places the organism in Eukaryota, Metazoa, Chordata, Hyperoartia, Petromyzontiformes, Petromyzontidae.